AAAAUUGCGGGAUUUGCGGGAUGAGGCUUGAUUGCGCAGCAAACUACGGUCUCUCCUUUUGGCUUGACUUGAAGGGAAUGCAAAAACAGAGUCCAAAACUGAGUCAGUUCAUUUGAGUCUCUGAUUCUGAAUUCUGAUUGUGGAAGCAGCAAAAUGGAGGGAGAACAACAUGAUAUCUCAAAUGGAGGUGGUUUAUAUGUGAAGGUGAUGACUGACGAACAAAUGGAACUUCUCAGGCAACAGAUUUCUGUCUACGCCACCAUAUGUGACAGCCUUGUUGAGAUGCACAAGGCCAUCACCACUCAACAAGACCUCGCAGGACUGAGGCUGGGAAAUUUGUACUGUGAUCCACUAAUGGUGUGUUCUGGACACAAGAUAACUGCUAGGCAGCGCUGGACUCCGACGCCUCUGCAGCUUCAAAUGCUCGAGCAAAUUUUCGAUCAAGGCAAUGGAACUCCGAGCAAGCAGAAGAUCAAGGAGAUUGCUAUUGAACUGGGGCAGCAUGGUCAGAUAUCAGAGACGAAUGUUUACAAUUGGUUCCAGAACAGAAGGGCUCGUUCGAAGCGGAAGCAACUAGCUCCCACCACCCCGAGUCAUGCUGAGCUGGAGGCGGCUGAGACAGAAGCUGUUGAGUCUCCAAAAGAGAAAAGGAUAUCUGCUGCAGAAAGUGUUCAAGUUCUUCAACCCUAUGAGAAUUCUUCAUCACCUCACAGGCUCAAGGAUUUUUACAUCCAGAGUCCUGACAUAGGAUUUGAGCAAUUGUUGGGUAAAAUAGAAGCUGGAGGCUGCUUUAGUUCUUAUUUUCUGUGAGAAAUCUGGGGGUUGACUUGUUAAAGACUGAAUUCUCAAACGUUGCUGCCUAAUUGCAGCUUGGUAGACUCAACAUUAUUGAUGAUAUAUUAAUAUAAUAUUAUACAUAGGACCUUUCAUCAUUCUCAUGAUGCAUAUUGUACAUAUGGUUUUUUCUAGGUGCUUUGCAGACCUAACUGCCCUCUGUUGAUCAGGAAUUAUUGUGAUUUGUUACAGUUUUACAGGUUUUGAACCAAAUUGUUUCCACUAAUUAGCAUUGGAUUUGAAGUAUAUAAUACGAUCUCCAAGCUUCGAUUUUCA
Lotus japonicus is the source of this 1110-nucleotide messenger RNA. Its product is annotated as WUSCHEL-related homeobox 8-like. The coding region runs from base 154 to 810 and encodes 218 amino acids. The transcript has 3 exons. The record is from RefSeq and is a predicted model, not a curated record. NCBI's taxonomy places the organism in Eukaryota, Viridiplantae, Streptophyta, Magnoliopsida, Fabales, Fabaceae. Gene Ontology annotation, molecular function: DNA-binding transcription factor activity; DNA binding.